This is a messenger RNA of Ochotona princeps (American pika), 1467 nucleotides long. RefSeq names its product ubiquitin carboxyl-terminal hydrolase 6-like. The record is from RefSeq and is a predicted model, not a curated record. Lineage: Eukaryota; Metazoa; Chordata; Mammalia; Lagomorpha; Ochotonidae. The transcript is spliced from 5 exons. The coding region runs from base 231 to 1199 and encodes 322 amino acids.
GUCGGUGUGUAGCAUUUCUCACAGUUACUUGGGGCAGCCUGGAUUGCAUCCCACGCAGUCCUGCAAGCACCCACAUUCUGAGGUUUCUCUCACUGGCCAUCUGUCCAACCCACUUGUCCUCUGAGAGUCUCCUUUGGCCCUGCCUGUGGCUCUGCCAGCUUCCUGGAAGGGGGCUCUGAUCCCAAGGCUGGGGCUGACCCUACUCAGGUCUCUACAAGCCAGGAUCACCAAUGCUGAAGACACUCCAGGAGCACUUGGGACACAUCAUGCAUCGUACACUCCCAACUCUCGAAAAACACCUGGAGAAGCAGGGAGUGUGGCUCAGUGACACCAUUGCCCACUGGUUUACCCAAGGUUUCCUGGAUGAAGUGCCGUUCCCGCUGGCCCUGAGGAUUUGGGACAUUGUUAUAUUAGAAGGGACACACAUACUCACCACUGUGGCCUCUGUGGCCUUGAAACUGAACCAAAGGCGCCUGCUGAAGAUGCCCCAGAACCAAAUCCGGGAGUUCCUGCAGGUUACCCUGAAGCAAGCCUGGAACCAGGACAAUGAUGUUGUCAUCAAGAAGCUACAAGCCUCCAAGCGUGACCUGGCCAAGCGACAGUGCCUCCUCCUGCCUUCUGAAACAAAGCCGGGUGAGGCCUGCAGCAGGAACCAUGGGCAGAUCCACAACCCUGAAAAGACUGCCUCUAAAGCCCUGCAGGGUAGGGACACAGCUCAGGACCAGGGACCACCAUGGCAGCCCCCUGAGUCUUCAGAUUCCCUCACCGAGAGCAGCUUUUCUGAACCACCCACCAUCUAUGUUGAUUGGGUAGAAGAUACAGAGGAGGAAGAAAACUCUUCCGAGGAAGACAUCUUUGAAUGCCUCAACCGAGACACACAAGUACAAGCUCAGGUGGCUCCACGUGGGCCCAGCAUCACCAAGACUCCAUGGAGCGUGUGGCACAAGGGAAGGUUACUCCAGUGGUGGAGUCUUCCCAAUCUACAAGCGCCAGUGACAGGUGCAGAUGGCCCACUGCUGGAGACGGGCAGCCAGGAGGGCCUCUGUGCUCCUCUGCAUUCCUCCAAGCCCCUGGCUCCAGGACCCACGCAGGCCAUCCAGGCCCAAAGUUCAGGCCUGAAGAUAGCUUCCCUCCAUGACUUCCACCGGAGUACCCUGAAUUAUGGUGACUCUGAUGGGCUGGGGCCUCCCCGAGCCUGACCUCUCUGGUUGGCCGCGCCAUGGGGCAGCUUCAUGUCUGCGGGAGUUUUGAAGAAGCAAUGAGCCCCCAUGGUGUCCACUCCAGAAUGAACAGUAACCUACCGUGCCUAAGUAUGGUGGCCUCCUCACUGCAGGGGACGCCUCUUGGGGACUGCUGCCCCCCUCCCUGCUUCCUCCUGAUGGACUAAGGAUGUGAGUCUGGAUGUGCUAAGCAUGGAGACCAGGCUGUGUCCCCUUGCACUCUGCUGAAGGAGCUCUUAGGACUUCA